This is a messenger RNA of Physella acuta, 1196 nucleotides long. Its product is annotated as mitochondrial fission 1 protein. The record is from RefSeq and is a predicted model, not a curated record. Gene Ontology annotation, biological process: peroxisome fission; mitochondrial fragmentation involved in apoptotic process; mitochondrial fission. Gene Ontology annotation, cellular component: mitochondrial outer membrane; peroxisomal membrane. Gene Ontology annotation, molecular function: protein binding. NCBI's taxonomy places the organism in Eukaryota, Metazoa, Mollusca, Gastropoda, Physidae.
CAUUUUUAACUGCUUGUGUUUACAUACACAACUUUUUUAGUUUAUUCCAAGAUGGAGGCCACUGUUACACAAAAUAUUGAUCCAGUUGAUCUUAAAAAUUUUGAAGGCUUAUACAACGAACAACUGAGGCGAGGACAUGUAAAUGAAAAAACCCAGUUUGAUUAUGCUUGGUGCCUUGUCAGGAGUCGAUACAUUGCUGAUAUGCAUAAAGGCAUUGCUUUGCUUGAAGAUUUGUUACGUAGUGCUAAAGAUGACUUAAGCAAAAGAGACUAUCUGUAUUAUAUAGCAGUUGGAUUUGUGAGGAUAAAGGAAUAUGAAAAGGCUCUUGAAUGCACAGAAGCUAUUUGUAAAAUAGAACCAAACAACAGACAAGCCUUACAGCUGCAUAAUUAUGUCAAAGACAAAAUGAAAAAAGAUGGCUUGUUAGGCAUCGCAAUAGUAGGUGGGGCUGCACUGGCUUUGGGAGGUAUCUUAGGCAUCACUAUAGCAGCAUUAAAAAAAUGAAGUGGAGGGAUGAAACACAAAUACUCAAGCUCUUUUUCAGUAGUUCCUAUUUAUAUUUUCUUUGACUUUUUGUUGACCAGAUUAUUUUACAAAAUCACAUGUAUUAGAAAGUAGUAAAUGUUGAAGCAAAAUGUGAAUUUUUCAUGGAGUAAGAUUAUAUAGACCUAGUAAACAAAGCUGGAAAAUUUUUGAUAAAUAUAAUUCUGUAAAGAAUUUUUUCCUCUUUUAUUUAUAGUUGCAAACUUAAAAGGCUGUGGAAAUGUUAUAAUAUCCCCAUGUUUGUACAUUUUAUAUCGCUUUGGUAUGUGAUGGAUGAAAAGAAAUGUUGAGUGUAAGAGAGACCUAUUAAAAAUGCAAUGAGCUUAAAAUUUGUUAAUUAUAAAUUUUCUAUUAUCUAAUUAAGAAAAAAUUUGUGAGGUUAAUUACUAGUGAAGACUGAUGAAGUAGAGUUCAAUUUCUUUGGCCAUAGCUUUUUUUUAGAAACUUCACCAGUAAAAAUAUCUGGUCCUCCUAACUUUGCAGACAGUGAUGGUCUUUAAUCUGAAUCUCUGUGACAACGCCAAUCUUAUAUGCAUUUAUGAUUUAUCCUUUGUAAGACUAAUCUCACUGUAUUUUAAUUAGGUGUGGAAUAUGUUGGAUGUAGAUUUUAAGAUGUAUUGCUAAUGUGCUUCUUAUAAGGAAACACUAAUAAA